Miscanthus lutarioriparius is the source of this 1128-nucleotide messenger RNA. Lineage: Eukaryota; Viridiplantae; Streptophyta; Magnoliopsida; Poales; Poaceae. The record is from the annotation of a GenBank genome assembly.
AUGUAUGGGCGCCACUUCAACGACCCAGACGCGCUGGAGAAUAUUUGGGCACACUUCGGCGAGGAGUAUAGGGCAAAAGAUAUCGUUUGGCUGAAAGAGUUCAUAACUUUCAAGGACAAGUCCAGUGCCAUUAAUCAGGAUACUGGUGUUAAUGGGGAACUUACUGUACUGGAGAAGUACUCUGGAAAUGGGCAGCAUGAUGUCAGAGGCACACAUCAUCACAGAACUAGCAUGAAACCUGAAAAACCAAUUGACUUGCUUAGGAAAGUUGAUGGCAAUAAUAUGUGUGCUGACGAUUGUGGUGCUUCAGAACCUGAUUGGGCAUCAUUAAACCUUGGCGCACUUUUAUGCAUAGAGUGUUCUGGGGUGCACAGAAAUCUUGGAGUUCAUAUAUCAAAGGUAAGAUCUCUGACACUUGAUGUCAGAGUUUGGGAGCCAUCUGUAAUCAAUCUCUUUCAGUCAUUAGGCAACAUGUUUGUCAACAAUAUUUGGGAAGAGAUGUUGCCAGAUGAUAAUUCAAGUGCUGAUGGAUCAGACACGUCACAAUACCUCUCUGUUAGCAAGCCUAAACAUAAAGAUGUAUUCUCUGCUAAGGAGAAGUUUAUUCAUGCGAAGUAUAUAGACAAAGAAUUCAUAUGGAACCAUAGCAUGGAUGAGAACCAGCUAGCUCAGCAGAUGUGGAAUAGUGUAGCUGCAAAUGACAAGAAAGCAGCAUACAGUCUCAUUGUGAGAUCACGUGCCAAUGUAAAUUUAGUUUAUGGAGAGAUGCCUUCUAGCCCAUUUUUUACUCUUGGAAAAGCACUUCAACAAGAGCAACCAACUUCACCACCUGAUGGAAGUCCUAGAUUUUUCGAUUGCAAUUCACAUGACAAGAUUUCUCCUCGAGGGCCCCUUUCCCCUGCUAGCAUGAGUUCACGCACAGAUGACAUGGAGGACAGCUGUAAAGGUUUAUCCUUGCUCCAUCUUGCAUGCCGUGUUGCAGAUGUUGGGAUGGUUGAAUUACUUUUGCAGUAUGGUGCUAGUGUAAAUAUGAAUGAUUCAAGGGGUCGGACACCCCUUCAUCACUGCAUUUUGAAAGGAAGACAUAGGCAUGCAAAGCUUCUCCUCUCCAGGUAUGCAAGACCUUGA